Molecule: messenger RNA, 3435 nt
Organism: Puntigrus tetrazona (Sumatra barb)
Lineage: Eukaryota; Metazoa; Chordata; Actinopteri; Cypriniformes; Cyprinidae
Gene: cavin1b
Product: caveolae associated protein 1b
Exons: 2
Coding region: 302-1666 (454 amino acids)
Biological process (GO): termination of RNA polymerase I transcription; transcription initiation at RNA polymerase I promoter
Cellular component (GO): cytoplasm; caveola
Molecular function (GO): rRNA primary transcript binding
Source: RefSeq, a predicted model, not a curated record
AGGGUUUCACAGGAAAGUGUGGCAUUCACGACCCAGCGCUCAUGCAGUACAGACCGUCCACAGCCUGAUUGCCAGCCUCCGCUGCUCUGGCCAGAUCCCAAACACACUCAGAGAGAGAACGAGAGAGAAAGAGAGAGAGGAGAGCAGAUGUGGUGAGUGUGACAGAGGAGGGAACAGUUAGGUGAACUCUAAAGGGGAAUCCUGAGAGCAGAAAGAAAGGCUAGUAAGGACACAGAACUUUCCAGUGCUUGUAUCCUUUCACAUUCCACACUAUUUCACCACAUUCUCCAGAUUUUAAAACAUGGAAGUGAUUGAAGACAGCCAUCUGCACCUGGAGGUGCCUGACCCGCACAAAUCUCUUACCGAGAUCUCAGAAGAUGAAAUCAACCUCCCAGCCUCUGAUGAUGAAGAUGAUGCCAUUGCAGAGAACAAAGAAAAAUCUGCUGAUGAGAAGGAAGAGGCAGGUGAAGGAGACAAAGGUGAGAUGAAUGGAGUCAUGGUCCUGGCGUUGCUGGACAAAAUCAUUGGGGCCGUGGACCAGAUCCAGCAGACGCAGGCCGGGUUGGAAGCCCGUCAGCGGGAGAUGGAGAGAUCAGUGACGGGCAUCCAGGGGGAACUCACCAAACUGUCCAAGAGCCACACCACCACAGCCAACACGGUCAAUAAGAUGCUGGAGAAGGUGCGGAAAGUCAGUGUGAAUGUGAAGACGGUCCGGGGGAACCUGGAAAAACAGGCCGGGCAAAUCAAACGCCUGGAGAGCAACGAGAACGAACUUCUGAAGAGAAGAAACUUCAAAGUCAUGAUCUACCAGGAUGAAGUGAAAAUACCUUCAAAAGUCAAUGUGGCCAAGUCCAUGAAGUUUCCAGAGCCUGUGGAAGGAGAAGCUGAAGGUGAAAACAAAGCGGCAGCAGAAGAAGGAGGAGAAGACAAAGAAAAAGUCAAUCUGGACCUGUCCUCUGAUGAAGAGGAGGUGGAGAUCGAGGAAACGAUUGAAGAGUCUCGAGCAGAGCGUAUCAAGCGAAGCAGCCUGCAACGCGUCCAAAACAUCAAAACUGUUUUCUCCAAAGAAAAAAUGGAGAAAACCAAGCAAAAGACCAAGGAGAAUCUGGAGAAGACCAAACAGAAGACCAAAGAGAACUUGGAGAAAACUCGCAUGAAGACCAAAGAGAACUUGGAAAAAACCAGACAGAAGACCAAGGAGAAUCUUGAGAAGACCAAACAAAGGACCAGGGAGAACCUGGAGAAAACACGUCACAACAUAGAGAAAAAGAUGGGCAAACUGGGUAAUCGGAUGUCAGUGAACCCCGAGCGCAAGGAGAAGAUGAAGUCCUCGCAGAAGAAGAUGAUGAAGUCUUUCACUCCUGACCACACCAUCUAUGCUCGCUCCAAAACGGCUGUCUACAAGGUCCCGCCGUUCACCUUCCAUGUGAAGAAGAUCCGUGAAGGAGAAGUGGAGAUCCAGGGAACCGAGAUGGUGGAAGUCGGUGGGGAUGCAGAGGAAGUGGAGAAUGCAGUGAUGGAGGGAAGAGAAGAUGAGGAGAUGGAGAUGGAAGGUGGAGAGAUGGUGGAGGAUGACGACGAAGAGACAGAAGAUAGCCCUGAGAUGAGAGCGCUACUGGAGAGGGGAGAAGACCUGGUGUUAGUGGAAGACAGAGAUAGCGAUUAGUGUUUGUGCGUGUUUUUGGGUGCUUACACAAUAGAGAAGCUUAUAAAGGAUUUGGUAGGGCAGUAUGAAAGGCUCAGUUUGAUAUGAAAUGUCCAUACAUAAAAUUUGAUUUCUGAAAGCUCAAUUCUCUGAGAUUCUAAUCAAUGAACUGAUGCCUAAAGGUUUUGUUGAGGUUUUGUUUGUUUAUCAGAAACAUCAGUUUCGCCAAACCCUGAAUAUUUUCUUCUACAUCUUCACAGAGCACCAUCUCCAUUAAAGUGUUUUCAGCAUUCUCUGACAUAGCAUAACUUCUAGUGUGUAGGCGCCUUGAGCGUGUGUGCAGUACCGCUAGUCCAGAUAUUGGAUUAUGCAGGAGAAUGUGAAUGUUUCUGUUUGCAUGUGUGUAUUUGCAUCUUUUCUAUCAGCAGAAUUUUUCAAAUUUAGGGUGACUCUAUUCACCCAAUGUAUAUGUGAGUGAGAUAUUUACUGUACUAGUUCAAGGAACUUAGUUCCUUGAGUUUAUCUUGUUCGGUAAGAUUAGGCGUGCCAAUCAAUAAGAUGCAACAUGGUUAUCUGGGAACAUUUUUGUGCUAGAUGGAAAGGAUGAACAUAAAAUUGCAACUCUAUGACACAUGAUAGACUGAUUGCUUGAUCUAAUGAACAACAGACUUGUGGGCAGGUAGGUAUUUUGUUCUAGAAGAUAAUUUGGUCACACUUUAUAUUAGCUGGCCUUCACUACAUUGAAUACAUGCUAUACCAUGUAACCACAUUUCCCGCUUAUUAGUUUGGGGUGUGGUUAGGUUAAGGAGUAAGGGUUGGGUUACAGUUUAGUGUAACUGCAAAUGAAAUGAUAAAUAUAUUGUAUCAAAGUGUUAAGUACAUAGUAGUUAAGGCAAUCUAAUAUAGUGAGACCAAUUAUUUUCCUUCUUGUUCUAGUCUCACAUGUAGAGCUACAGACUGUGCUUCACUUUUCAUAGAAGGUGGAGGAACAAACCAAGAUAAGAAAACCUGAAGUAUUGCUUCUAAGUGCUUAUUUUUAUAUAUCUUUUAUAUAUCUUAGAAUUGAAUGAAUAUAGUUGCAUUUCUGUCAACAGUUACAUUGAUUAUUUUUUGUCUCAAUGUGAUAAUUACACAAAAAGUAAAUAGUAUAAGAAAGACGAAUAUGAAGCCACAUUGAAACGUCAAAAAGGAUAAUUCUACUACAUGUUUUUGUCCUUUUCCAUCAUUUUUACUGGAAAUCAUUGAAACGGAUUAUAUAAAGAAGUAUAAAUGUCUAUAAAAUGAUCCUCAGAAUGGCACUGCAGGCUUGCUCAACAUAGGAACCAGUGCUCUUUUUGUGUAACAUUUGCACGUCCCCUAGUGGACGUGUGUAGUAAUGUUGUAAUAGGCCAAUGGGCAAUGAAGCCUUAGCCUCAGUUACUGACCUAAGAGCACAAAAGUCACAGAGAUAAAGAGAAACAGGUAUGAACCGAAAAAAAAUCUACAGCUAAUGUCAUCAGCACCUCUAGUUUUAAACGAAACACGUAUAAAUGCAUAAUAAAUCACUGCUAUUACUUAGAGCACAAUCAUUUCUCAGAUGUGUUAAUUUCAAUCUCUUCAAUGCUCAGAUAGUAUAAUUUCAACAAUUGCAUAAUCUUUGCAAAAUCUUUACUCUGCUUCAAUCAUAGUUUCUUUUUAGUUUGUUUCAUUUUUUUUUUUUUGCUUGUGUAGCUGAAGAUGCAUAUGAAUAUUCUCUUGUAAUGUCACAGUCUUAACCACUAAUGUGUUAAUAAAAGCAAUCAUGCUUCAAA